Messenger RNA from Ficedula albicollis (Collared flycatcher), 1776 nucleotides. RefSeq names its product transcriptional adaptor 1 (gene TADA1). Gene Ontology annotation, molecular function: transcription coactivator activity. Gene Ontology annotation, cellular component: SAGA complex. The transcript is spliced from 9 exons. Lineage: Eukaryota; Metazoa; Chordata; Aves; Passeriformes; Muscicapidae. The record is from RefSeq and is a predicted model, not a curated record. Gene Ontology annotation, biological process: regulation of transcription by RNA polymerase II. The coding region runs from base 27 to 1223 and encodes 398 amino acids.
AGUCUCCCAGGAAGUCAUGGAAGCGGAUGCGGCCGUGCGUGGUGUCCGCCUCGAAGUUGGGCGCCUCGUCCCCCAGCAGCAGCCCCGGCAUGGCCGCAGCUCCCGGCGCCAGUCCCGCUGCGGAGCCGCCGCCCGCUCUGCGCCUGCGCGCGGGCUCCGCCCCCCCCGGCCACGUGAGCGGCGGGCACGUGACGGCGCUGAGGGGCUCGGCCGUGAUGGCGACUUACGUGAGCGAGCUGGAGGCGGCCAAGAAGAGCCUGAGCGAGGCGCUGGGCGAGAACGUGAAGCAGUACUGGGCCAACCUGAAGCUCUGGUUCAAACAGAAGAUCAGUAAGGAGGAGUUUGACCUGGAAGCACGCAGGCUUCUCACGCAGGACAAUGUCCACUCACACAAUGAUUUCCUCCUGGCUAUUCUCACCCGAUGCCAGAUCUUGGUCUCUGCCCCAGAAGGUGCUGGAUCUCUGCCGUGGCCAGGUGGCUCUGCAACUAAACCUGGAAAACCCAAAGGGAAGAAAAAGAUUUCUUCGGUUCGCCAAAAGUUUGAUCACCGGUUCCAGCCUCAGAACCCACUGUCAGGAGCCCAGCAGUUUGUGGCAAAGGAUCCUCAGGAGGAUGAUGAUUUGAAGCUGUGCUCUCACACCAUGAUGCUGCCAACACGUGGCCAGCUGGAAGGAAGGAUGAUUGUCACUGCCUAUGAGCACGGGCUGGACAAUGUCACCGAGGAGGCAGUGACAGCAGUUGUUUAUGCUGUGGAGAACCACCUUAAGGACAUCCUGACCUCUGUGAUAUCCAGGAGGAAAGCCUAUCGUCUGAGGGAUGGCCAUUUCAAGUAUGCCUUUGGCAGCAAUGUCAACCCUCAGCCAUAUCUGAAGAACAGUGUUGUUGCUUACAACAACUUAAUUGAGUGCCCCCCCAGCGGCGCGACGCCCUCGGCGGGUCAGAGCCUGGCCCCUCCACCUGCUCCUGACGAUGCUGAGCAGCAGGCAGCCCUGCUCCUGGCCUGCUCUGGGGACACCCUGCCAGCAUCCCUGCCUCCAGUCAACAUGUACGACCUCUUUGAGGCACUGCAGGUGCACAAAGAAGUGAUCCCUGCGCACACGGUCUAUGCUCUCAACAUCGAGAGGAUUGUCAUGAAGCUCUGGCACCCAAACCACGAGGAGCUGCAGCAGGACAAGAUCCAUCGGCAGCGCCUGGCGACGAAGGAGGGCCUCCUGCUCUGCUAGAGCUGGAGCUGGCCAGCCCUGCCAGCCCUCAGGUGCCUCCAGCCUGCUCCUGGGACUUGUCAUUCCAAACCUGUGUCAGCAUCUCCAGGAUGAUGUGAUUUAUGAGUCAGCUUUUCCUAUGGAAAUGGGACUGAGUUGUGGGACACUUCCUCUGCUUCCCCAGAGUCACGUGCCGUGUGGAGUACUCUCAGCAAUGCCACUGAGUUGGAAAAGAGAAACAAGACACGUUUGCAAGGACUGUUUUUUUAGGAAAAAUAAAUGUGAGAGUGGAAAGAGUUGGUUUUAAAUAAGGUACACUUUUGUCUUCUUUUGUGAGCAUGGAGAAUCUGUCUCUGUGCCCUCCCCUCUCUGGUAGUUUCUCAUCUGAGCUCAGACUCCAGAGGCCUUGUCCAGCUUCUGUUGUGGGAUCCUUUUCAUUAACUGGUUGUGGGUGGGCUCUUGUGAAAAUGAGCAAUUCUCUAAGCUGACAUUGUUCCUCUUCCACCAGGGGAACUUCUGAUUAGAAACUGUGACAAAACAAGGCAAAAAGGGAAUUUUCUUGGUGUUGGAGACU